Messenger RNA from Osmia lignaria (orchard mason bee), 9312 nucleotides. It is a transcript of the gene crp, whose product is annotated as transcription factor cropped. Gene Ontology annotation, biological process: regulation of transcription by RNA polymerase II. Gene Ontology annotation, molecular function: RNA polymerase II cis-regulatory region sequence-specific DNA binding; protein dimerization activity; DNA-binding transcription factor activity, RNA polymerase II-specific. Gene Ontology annotation, cellular component: nucleus. The record is from RefSeq and is a predicted model, not a curated record. NCBI's taxonomy places the organism in Eukaryota, Metazoa, Arthropoda, Insecta, Hymenoptera, Megachilidae.
GAACAGCCUACUCACCGACGCAUUUGUAUAUGUAUAUAUAGGAACGCGGACGUGGCCGGACUGUUCAGUGUGUGCGUGCGCCUAUACGGGAGUGUACGUGUGUCGCGGUUUUCCGCGCGUACGCCGUUCUUCCACACUGCGUUUCUAUUCAUGAAAUAUUGGAGCGGUAGAGGAGGGCUCGGUGACCACGGGCGUGACGGUCGCCGAGGUCGCUGAUUCUCAAGAGCAACAUCAUCAACAGCAACAGCAAUCGAAAAGCAACGGCACGGUAUCCCGGCGUGUUGCUGGUCAGAACGUUGCUCUGAGCAACGGUAACGGUGCCAGCAACGUCGGCCGUGUUACACCGCGUAGCCACAUGGAGCAGGAGAAGCGUAUGCGGCGAGAAAUCGCCAACAGCAACGAGCGACGUCGGAUGCAAAGUAUUAACGCCGGUUUCCAAUCGCUCAGGACCUUGCUGCCGCACCACGAGGGCGAGAAACUUUCUAAGGCUGCGAUACUACAGCAGACCGCCGAAUACAUUUACCAGCUGGAGCAAGAAAAGACCCAGCUGCUUUCACAGAACUGUCACCUGAAACGACUGGUCAAUCAGCACGAGGGUGGCGAUGUACCGACUAAGAAACGCAAGCCGGAAAGUCAAGGAGGAGUAGUGGUUAGCCUACCGAUGCACGUUAGCGAGAGCGGUGACGAAGGAUUGGGCAGCAUGUCUCCGGAACCGUUGUCGGUAAUCACGGUGACCACAGAGGGACAUUCCGUGGUCAACAGCGAGGUAGUGGAGCUGAGACGACAGUUGGAAAGAGAACGCCACGCGAGGUUGCAUCUGGAGAAGCAGAUGAGAGCUAUACAAAGUCAACUGUACCCAGAAAGAUUUCGGGACAAUCAGCUGAUCACUUAUCAACCGCACGAGGUGAUCGAACACACGGACAACGUGAUCGCUCAGGAGACCGAGGAAGCGGUCGCCGCGCUCCAGGUAGUUUCCGUGGUAUCCAUGCCACCGGUUGGCUCCACGCAGACCGUGGAAUCGUCUAGUCCAGACCCGAGUUCACCGUCGCUGUCUCCGCAGCCCGCCGACAUGGUUACAGAGGAGAUCAAAGAGGAGGAAGCCGGGCCGGAGAGUCCGAAGAUCGUCGCGUUCAGUCAAAACCAGGUGUUUACUGCGAUCGAGGAGCCGACCACCGCGGACUCCUUCUCGAGUCACGUCACGUACGCCGCCAGUAUAGGGGAUUUCAAAACCCAGUCGCCGGAAUACAUCACCAGUAGCCCUACCAGGCCAUUCUCGCCGGACGCGGAACCUCAACGGUUACCUAGCGUCCUGGAGGCGGCUAUGAAAGCCGAGCCUAAGGUCGAGGUCGAGAGGUUGCCGUCGCCAUCGAACACCCUGGACGACGGUUCUCCUCAGGCAAGGCUGUACCUGGGGAACUCGACCUCUCGACAGAACCUGGAGACGAUCGUCGAAGCGAUACGUCAUCUGGAGGGAGAUCAUCUGUUCAGCGACGAGCCGGCGCAGGAUGUGCCACUGGCGUUAACCAACAAACAGACCGCGGCAGUGGUUGUGACCACGUCGAACAAAUGCUCGACGACGAGCAGCACGACGACCUCUUCGUCGACGGUGGCGAAGCAGCGGCUACUCCAGGCCGAGUUCCUCCAGUUCCACAGGCAACAACAGCAGGCCCAGCAGCGACCCGGCGUGAUCGUGGUGAAGCAUUCGUGAUCGAAAGGCGCGUCGCGAUUAGCAAACUGAACGCGAGCUCACCGCGGCGAACUCGCCUCCGCUCGAGAGUAACGAACAAUUUUCCGCGACAAAUUCGCUGAUAGAAGGAGACCAGACGUCAACAGGAUGAUUCGAAUUUCCCUUCUGAAUGUGUGUUAGACGCGCGUACGUGUUAAGUAGCUGAGAGACGAGGAUUAUAAAUGAUGAGAGAUGAUGCACAAGGAUGUAUACAGUUUACGUUCUCACCAUGGACACUUGAGUCGUCGAAGGGUUAUCCUUCGAGGAUCAACCCUGCCAGGCGGCUCCUUGUUCGGUGUAACCACCGGCUGACGUUUUAAUCAGUGUCCGGUCGGUGUUUUCGUAUGUUCCUACUGCCCGGCUGGUCCGCCUUUGCUUCGACCACCUGACCGAGCCAUUCGUUUUUUAAAUCCAUACCACUGUUGUUGUUUUCGUUCGAGAUAAACGUGCGUUGUUCCUCGACAGGGUCGAGCUGGUUGCGACUUAAUCGCGGUUAAAUCGCAACGAGACAGAUCGAGCGAGUUCGAUCCGGUCGCAUACCCUCUUUAUGCGUGUGCUCGGUCAGGGUGAAACUCGAAACGAAGGUAGGGCUUAACGUCGAAGUUCGACGAAAGGAUUCUCGCCACCGAGUCGUCGAUACGUUUUCCUCUUCACAGCCCUGUCCUGUUUCUUAUUUUUUUUCUCUUCUUCCCUCUCCCCCGCCCUGUCCCCACCGGUUUCUUGUAAAAUAUAUUUUCCCUCUCGAAUCAUCGUCGAAUCUCUUCUUUUUUUCUUUUCGAGAGGCGCAUCCACGUUCUCCCCGGAAUCUUCUUUCGAGGGAUUCUCCUUUCUCGCAUCCCCCUCCCGUCCCACCGGAUCAAAUCGUCAGACUCCGACAGCAGCGCCCCCUUUGUCCCUUCGCGAAUCGGGACACAGCCGAAGGUGGGCGUUUCUUCUCGUGUUACGAGGCAGGAUUUUCAUUCGUGUUCUUUUUUUUCCCUUUUUUUUUUCCUUUCUUGUUCUCUAGACUUAAGGCGAUUUGCUACCACGAUAAAAUAAUAAUUAUUCCUAGAUCGUAAGGCUGCGUAUGCUGUAUCGUACCGAUGUAUACAUAUGUACACACGAUAUAUACGUAUAUACACAGCAGAGAUGUGUAAUAGAGUACGCUCCUCCCCCGCGAAAGUAUAUAUUGGAAAAAAAAGGAAACAUUUGCGACCAUGCCCGACGAUUCGCUGUACAAUUAUAUAAUUUCUUUUUUUUUUUUUAUUGCUAGCAAACAAAGAGAGAACGAGAGACGAUUUUUGAUACACGAAAUCACGAGUACACUCGCAUCACAUACAUAUGUAUAUGUAUAUAUAAGAUGUACACACGCCGCAUGCUUAAUAUUUGACACACAUUAAGAAUCGCAACGCUUGCUCGACAGAAGCAUUUGUUCAGCCGCUCGAGAGGAAUUUCGCCGUUUAAUCUGUGCCAAAUAUCGAGUUAUCAGAUUUUUUUGUUCCUUCGUAGCUUAGCGAGGGCUGAUCGGUGCGUCCGACGUGGACCGGUGUUCGAGGAUCGUUCAACCCCUUUCGACAAUUAUCGGCUCGCCAACUGACAUUUUCUAUCACUUUUUUAAACAACCACCCCCGCAUACCCUCUCGUCCAUCCCCGAUCUCAAAAGAUAUUUGUAAUCGAAACGCAGAAGGCUGAAACACUGGGAGCAAUCGCGCCAUCCCCUCACGCACCCUCGAUCAUUUUCAUGAACGUCUCAUGAUCGAGAUUCGGAGUUGAAGAUUUUUUCGUGCCUUUCGAGGGGAGGAACGAUCGUCCCCGAGCUGGACGAACCGAUCGGCCGAUACAUAUAUAUAUAUAUCUAUCUCUCUCUCUCUUUUCUGUUACGCACCACACUUCUUCACCUUUUCAAUCAUUUCCAUUCGAAACGGACUGAUGUCACCCAUACGAACCAAUAGCAAGCGUUGAGUUUAUCUCUUUUUUCCCCCCUCUUUUCUUUUUUCGAAUAAUGCGCGCGAGUAUUGCCUAUGAUUAAAAAAUAAAAAAAAAAAAGAAGAGAGGCAUACGGUUAAGCAGAGUUUAGUUAACGUUUAACAGUUAGAUAAGGUAGGAAGUGUUAGCCAAGUACACGAUUGAAAUACAAGCAAGUUAUUAAAUAUUGUCUAUCGGUAUGAUAAAUGUGAAAACGCUAAUCCGUAAUUGUACUGUGUGUAUAUAAACCUACUCUAGCUAUGUUGCAUACGUUACGCGAAGGAAACGUACGACGAAUAAGCUUCUUUGCGAGACGAGGACGCGAAAGGAUUGAAAGAGAAUGGAUAGGCAAGGUGUUCUUCGUAUCUGCAACGCGUCCCUCUUUUUUCUAUCACGUGUUCAUCGUUUUUCUACGAUUUUCGACGUUUUUUUCCCUACCCCCAGCCCCUACGCUCCGUUCAUCGUGACGCGACCAAAUAACGACCCGGGGAACGCAUCGCGACAGAUACGAAGAACGAUCCACGAUUUUCUAUGUAGGUGAACUUCGAACAGACAAAACAAGUGUAAUUAAAACUUUGAUAUAUUGUAUCUAAUUCUCUUUCGAGGACGCCCUUACGAAGGGCGCCGUGUACAAAUUGCAAUCUCGAUGUCGAUGUUCGCGCGAGGACGCACGAGGGCCUAAAAAGUCGAGACGCGAGUUUCUUUCAUUGUUCAUAGUGUUCCCAUUUUUUUUUUUUCAUUUCUCUCCCUUGUUUUUUUUUUUUAAUAUAUAUAUAUAUAUACGUGUACAUUAAAGUAUGAUUACAAAACAGUUCGACGAUUUUUCCAGCGAAUCUCGCAGCCUUUCUUUCGCGAACGACCAUCGGUUUUUCUUGUAUUCUUCAAUUUUCUUUUCUUUUUCCGGAUUGAAUCGCGUGUAUGCGCGCGAUCGAGAUCUCCCCUCUUUCGGCUCUGAAUGCGUGAUCACGCGUACAAGACAAAUUUAUUUCAAUUUAUCCUCAACGCGUUCCUUGAUACGUCUGGAACGAUUUUAACGCGUCUCGUAGGAAUUUCAGAAUUGUUUGCGAACAGAACUCGAGGAGCUUAAGAACGACGUUGUUUGUAGCGAGAAAGAGGUCUGUUCCUUGAUUAGAAAUUAAGAAAUCCGAUUCGUAUAUUCGCGAUCAAAUUAGGCUUCUUCAGGAAAAAAAAAAGAUGUGACGCCCUAUCGCCCUUCUCUGCGUGGGCUUCCUUGGUUUUUCUGUGGCGGAAAAAUUUGAAUUCAAAUUUUCUUCAUUAUUCGUACCUUUCAGUUAUAUACUAAAUCUUAUAAUAUUUAAUUAUUUAAAAUCACAUUAUUUUGUCUCUAAAUCACUUUUAAUAUUAAUAUCGUUGAAAUUAGGAUUUUGAAGCCUGAUUUGAUCGCGGGUGUACGUGUUUCCCCGUAGGCAUAACAAGGGACGGGUUGAAUGUUUGAAAAAAAAAAAAAAAAUAUUUCAAGCGCUUCCAUGUACUCGUGGAUAAGCGCGUUACGAUGUAUACGAGAAUAUUGCGCGCAUACAUUGCGUCUAAUUAUUAAGAAAGAAAAAAAAAAGAACAAAAAAAUCUAUACAAACACACAUCAUGCGUGCGCAUUUACACAGAAUUACUUUUACGAGCAUUUAGACUUUACAGUUUUAGAGAAACAAGCCUUAACCUUCCUAAGGCUUCGUGCAACUCCUUUUUUUCUCUCGUUUUCAAUCUGGAUAAUUAUUUUUUCUUUCUUCAUUUUUCUUCUUUCUUUAAGUUGAGACGAAGCUCUUAGGGAUGCUAAGAUAGACUGUAAGUUUGUGAGCUAGUGCGUGGAUGGGCCCCAUCAUGUUUUUCUUCCCUACACGCGUUGACGUGUAACUUUUUAUCCGUUUCCAUGAAAACUAGUGAAUUCAUUCGUUUCGGGAAUACACGUCAGCGUAAACGAUUUCUUUUUUUUUUUUAAAUUGUUCACGAAAUAGAAAGAAAGUUUUCAAUUUGCACCACGUACGGGUCCAAAGAGCGUAAGAAAAAAAAAUAUUGAAAAAAAUACAAAAAAAAAGGAGAGAGAAACAGAGUGACGAAUGAACAAAAAAAAAAAAAUAAAAACUAAUGACGGAUUUUCGAGUGGUGCUUCUGUCGCGACUAAAAAACAGGUUCAUAUAUAAUCGUACAUUGAGAGAAAUGUAGAGAAAGGAAACAGGAAAUGGUACAAUCGAACAGCCACUUCAGAAUUCAACGUUUUCCCCCCCUCCGAUUAUCACCGUGACGAGAACCGAGGCUCGGUUUAUUUUCUUUUUUUUUUUUUUUAAUCGUUGACUAUAUAUAAAUUAUAUUAUAUAUAUAUAUAUAUAGAAAAUAUAUACACGAAACAAUGGCUCCUAUAACUUCUUUACACUUCGCGUUAAGAGAAGCGAAGAAAAAACGAAUAAACUUAAAAUAAAAAAAAAAAAAACACAGGUUGCUAGAGAAAUGGUAAAUAAGUAGAAGAAAGGAGGAUCGAGAGGAGGAUGUCGAGAGAGAGAGAGAGAAAAAAAAAGAAAUAAGAAUCCUUUUAACGUUUAGGCGAGCGUGGCUGUGCGGAUAGCGAGUGACUAUGAAUUAAUUAGAAAACGAGGAGUUUAUUGCUAAGGAUAAUUUUCAUUUGUACUCUUUACGCGGCAAAUGGCGACUGAAAGCUACCCCUCUCGAAUAAAAGAUACUAAUAAUAUUGGGCUUAUUGCCUCGUGGAAAGAACGCGAACGACGAUAGAACGUUCGUUUCGUGUCUUUCCGUUUUCGAAUUUCCCGCGCUUCAGAUUUCGAACGGAGAGGGGGUAACUGCGUGUGCCUCCGCGUAGGCGAAGCAAUCGAUCAAUCAAUCGACUACGGUGAUUAUUUUUCUAUCGCGCUUUCGGUCGCCACGUGCCCAAAGAGAACGACGGAUAAAAAAAAUGAUGAAAAAAGUACACUGUGUAUAGCGUAAGUCGUAGGGUGAUAAAAUGCGGCCACAGUGUUUUUUUCUGCGUGUUGCAAAGAAGCGUGCAAAAGAUGGCGUGAACGAAAAACUAGAGAGAACGAGUUAGAAGUAGCGGAAAGAUGGUAGAUAGCGUAACCGGAAGAUCGCUAGUUCCGGAAAUUCUUGUUUUCGAGAACAGAACUGAGUAGCGAUUAAGAGAGGAAGGGUGCGACAGUAAACGAUAUUGCGAUUUGGUUUAACUGUGUAGAGCAAUCGAAGUUUCAUUUUUCUUUUUCUUUUUCCUUUUUUUUUCUUUUAACGAAAUAACGUGUAAAUCAUUCAUUUUUUCUUUUUUGAUCGAAAAGAAAAUCCGGAAACUCCGCGCGAUCUGGUUGGGCAUUAUUCGCGUUUUCUUCAAUUAAUAUUUCAGAAAUUAAUCGAUUAACCCUUGAACGGCGAAGCCUGGGUCAAUAGUGACCCAAAUUGAAUUGAAUAAAUUUCAUAUAUUAAUAAGAUAAUUUGCAAAGCAACAAUGUAAAAUUAAGAAAAUUAAAUUAAUAUAAAAUAUGAAAUUAAAUUAAAAUUGGGGCUCUCUCCAUGGUUCGCCGUUCAAGGGUUUAUUCGUAGCGAUCUUGUGAAGGUCGAUCGAGACGAUGUAAUUUGUUCGAAGCACCGUCCAAUUAAUAUCCUGAAAAGAUUGCAAAGAUUCGCGAAGGGGACAUUGUAACAGUAUUAUGGAUAGGAAGAAUUAUUUCUUUUUCUUUUUUAAUUAUAAUUAUCUAUCGACGGUAAAGUCGCAGUAAAACCUCGAUUAUUGUACGUGUAUAUUAUUUAUUCGAUGGUAACAAGCUUUUUAUUUCAAUGAUGAAGGAAAUUAAGAUUUUUAAUAAAUGUUAGUAAUUGUGACGGUUCUCUUGCAAGACUACAUGCAAUAUCGGACCUUUCGUUUUUGUACUUUUUAAUUAUUCAUAAGCGUUGCGAGAAGACACACCGAUGUUAUUAUCCGUUGUUAAGACUACUAUAUUCAAAUCCAGUCUUUUAUGAUUCAGAAUAAAUGAACAUACUAAGAACCAGAAGCGAUUGUGACUUUCGUAACCGCAAUUUAUUUAUUCCACAACGUGUAGAUUUUAUACAUGGAAAGUUUUAAUUAACAAAACUUUUGCGAAGUUUUAUUCUGUGUAAUUUUAAACUUGUAUCACGCGCUGAUAUAGGUAGGAGGAUUUUUAUGAAUUUCGAGGUUUCACUGCGACAGGAAUUUAAAAAAAAAAUAAAUAAAUAAAAAACGAAGGAAAAGUCGUCGAAAACAUUGAAACAUUCUGAUGGAAUAAUGGUGUUCAGAUAAUCAAAGUUCCACUGUGCUCGACAAGAAUAAUUAAUCGUAAUUUGAACAGAAAACAAAGAAAGGAAAAACAGUGAAGAGAAAAGAAGAAAAAGUUCCUCAAGUUCAAGCUGCGUUUGCCGCGUGCAUUUGCAUUCCCACGUGUGAAACACAGAACGAGAAAAAAAGAGAGAAAUGGGAAACAACGGAUGCCUUUGCACGUCGUAAACGCUGCCUGCAUCAAGUAAACACAGACUGCCAUUGAGUUGAAUGUACUCGUUUGUAAUCGAUUCGCGUAACGAAAGGGAAGAAACUGAUAAAACAGCCCACGUGUGUGUGUUUUACGAGUGUGUAUGCGUGUGCAAGCUAAGAGAGAACAAUGAAUGAGUGUCAGAACGCGUGAAUAUCGUUUCAUUAAUUAUUAUUAACGCUUCGAAUACCAUAAUUUUAGGAGAAUUCAUUGAUUCAAUCGAUACGACAUUUCUGCGAUUUUUAUUUCAAAUCGGAGACGUAUUGUCAAUAUCUUUUUCUUAUUAUCGUCGUUAAUUUAUUUCGAAGCCGUUCGAACGUAAUCUCACAAGAUACUAUAAAUCAUUUUUAAUUUAUUUCGAUUCAGAAACAUUUUCAAGUGACAAUUUGUUAGAAAUAUUUUUAAAGAACAGAGGUGUGUUUGAAAAGCCGUACUUCGGGAUGGGUCGGAGAAGUUCGGACGACGUCGGAUAAGCGCGGUCUGACUUCGGGUCAGUUCGACAGAAAUCGGACGCGUUCGGUUCUCGGUUCUUUCGAGCCUUGAAAUCGAGCGCGUUCGAUUUUUGCCGAACCAAUCCGAAGUUUCCGACCCGCCAUAACCUUGCACGCUCCUGCUGAAGAAAUGAAAUUUCAUGUAAGGUUUUUUUAAACUUUUCUAGACGAAAGGCUGAAACGAGAAAUCGCACAGCAGAAAGAAUACUGUCGUAACGAUGUUUCUGUUGUUUUCUUCUCUUCUCUUUUCUUUUCUUUAUUUCGAUAAACUAGUUUGUAAUUGUAGGAUUCUUAAGAUUUGAUUUUGUAAUCGAUACCGCAUCAGGGGAGGAGGAAGACUCCUCAAACGUUUUUUCUUUUUCAGUUUUAUUUAUUUUUUUUCGUAAACGAUAUUUCUGUUAACAUGUUCACGUAACGGAGAAAAAAAGAUGAUUAAAAAAGUAAAUAAAUUUGCAAUGGUACAGCAGUAUUGUUUUUCGAUCCGAAAAGAAAAUCAAUCCCUUCUAAGAGUGCAAAUUUCUUAUUAGUGGAAUUUCAAAAAUCUAUUUAAUCGUGUUCCUUAUAUAAAUUUAAAACAAUUCAUCGUAACAGUAUUCUUUCUUAUUGAUGUGCGAGAUAUUAAAGUGUGUCCUUUACGAAACGAAAAAAAAAAAAAAAA